Brassicogethes aeneus is the source of this 2662-nucleotide messenger RNA. The record is from the annotation of a GenBank genome assembly. Lineage: Eukaryota; Metazoa; Arthropoda; Insecta; Coleoptera; Nitidulidae.
GGUUUCUACUAAACCAUGACAUUUAAAAUGUCAAGAAACCAUAACAAUGUCGCAAGAAACCGUAUAUUUUUAACUUUUUAUCAACAUGUGGUCACAAUAUGAUGAAAAUAUCGAAGAAAAUGUAUUUUUUAAGGAAGUAUCUGCAAAUCACGGUGACAUAAUCGAAAAAUCAUGCGAAGAGAACUGGAUUAUUACCGUACCGAGAGAAGGGUGUUUCGAAAGUAAUGAAAACAUAAGUUUUGAGGUGAUUCUGGACCACAUUUUAAUACCUACGGAAGAAAACGAGUACACUACGUUGAGUAAGAAGAAUGUUAGUGUUGAAAAUAAGAAGAUAAUCAUAGAAAAUUGCCAUUCCUUCGACAUUCUAUUUGAAGAGACGUUUUAUCAACAAGAAAGCCUAAAAUAUGUUGUUUGGUGUAUAGAUAGACCUCUAUUCGUAGAAUAUACAUGUAAAGUAUAUCAGAAAGUUUACUUGGAGAAUAUACACGACUGCAUAGACUUUUUAUGGGUAGAAUCGUUGUCACAUUUAAUACUCGACCAGAUUCGUAAGUUAAGUGUUGAUUUUACAAAUCAAUACAAAGAUUUUGAAGUGGAGGAUUUACAAACACAAAAAGACUUAAUUGGAAGACUCUAUUCACAGUGCCUGCAAGCAGCAUUCAAGAAUACUCACUUGAAAGAGAAGUCAUCUAAAAGUGAUCAAUUUUUUGAAAAUUUAAAAAUAUCAGUGGAAACUUACAUGCACUACUGUUUAGGGAGUAAAUUGGUGAGUGCUGUCAAUACUUUUAUGUGUACACACGACGGGUGGUUUAACCAUAUAACGCGAAAUGCGAAAUUUUUGCUAGCUAAAGAUUUGGGUAUUUCUGAUGAUUUUGAUGACAUUUUAACGCUCGCGAAAUGUGAGUUGAACAAAAUAAACAGUUAUUUAUCGAUUUUGGAUAAAAUUAACUGCUUACAGAGGACUUUCAAGUGUUUUGAGGAUGGUAAAAGUAAAACAUGUAUUACUUCGGAUGAAAUUUUAAAGUUUUUGGUUUUUAUUAUGUUAAAACUAAAUGUGAACAAUUGGAACAGCAACUUGGUGUUCAUCAAGGAAUAUAGGUUUAGUUCUAUAAGUUACAACAACGAUUUUGUUAUAACAUCUUUUGAAGCAGCUGUGGAGUUCAUAAAAAGUAACAACUUUUUGGACAUUAAAAACAACGCGUUAAUGAAUGACUCUAAAAACGAUAUUUUUGAUUAUGUACGACUGGGGAUGCUAAGGGAAGUCAAAGAGUUGCUGAAACAAGAAAAAACACUACCAGAACAAAAGUUGUGCCACCCUUUAUGCAGUUGCAACAACUGUAAAGAUAUUACCAACACUAAAAAAACAAAUAUUGAUGUUCACAUGGUGAAUGAAAAAGGUCAGAAUCUGCUUACUUAUGCUGCUAUAUAUAACCAAUGCGAAUUAUUGGAAUAUUUUUUACACACCAAGUGUAAUGUAAACUCUACUGACUACCUAAAUAGAACUGCUUUACAUUAUGCAGCUUCAUAUGGUUAUCAGGACAUUCUACUACUACUUAUAAACUUUGGGGCCGAUAUAAAUGCCCUUGAUUGCGAUAAAAACACACCCCUACACUUGGCCUGCGAUUUUGGGCACGAAACGUGCGUUAAAGCCUUGGUUUAUUCCUCAAUAAACGUAAAAUACGACUUGGCGAAUUUUUUCGGUGACACUCCCUUACAUCUAGCCACUAAAUGGAGUUACAUUGACAUUGUACGCUUUCUGGUGGAGAAUGGGGGUUAUACCAACGUAAAAAAUCGAAGAAACAAAACCCCUGUUGAGGUGUCGAGCAACUAUUGCACACGAAUGUUGCUGGAAAAUGCACCGGAAAUUUUGUGCAAUAAUAACUAUGAAAUAUGGGAAAAUUUGGAGAUUAUGGAAAAUAAUGAUGUCGCCAAUAUAGACUCUUUGGAUUUUGGGGUUAAACCGCGAACGAUAGAAAACUUCAAAAAAAUCGAUUUAUUACUAAAAGCGAUUGAAAACAAUGAUUCUCCGUUGACAAGAUUUUACUUAGGUUUCAACAAUGAUACCAUACAAGAAACAACGAAAAAACAAUGCCACCCACUGUGCGCAUGCGCGGUGUGCAUCACAGACUCCACUACCAACCCCACAUCACCAAAAACCCCAAACAUUUUAAGCGUAAACACCUGCAACCCUUUCGGUUACACCCCCCUACAUUUUGCAGCUAAAUAUGGUCGAUUGGAAAUUGUUAGACUACUAUUGGACUCUUCAGCUUCAAUAAAUGUAAAAACCUACUCGACUUUGUACACUCCGCUGCAUCUAGCGUGCUUGAACAAACGCACGAGUGUGGUAAAAGAAUUGCUGCAGUGCGGUAAUUGUAAAGUGGACGAGAAAGAUAGCAAAGGCAAUACACCUCUAUUUUACGCCUCUACGAAUUGUUGCAAUAAAAUAGUGGAGAUGUUACUAAGUAACGGAGCGGAUUGUAAUAAGAAAAAUAACGGGGGUAAGACUAUUGUGCAAGAUUGCGAGGAAAGAAUGCUUUACGGAAUUCUAAAUAUGUUUCACGAAAAUUUAAAGGAAGCCGAUGAAAAGAGUACCUGGGAUAUUUUUUAAUACUAGUCAAAAUUGUGUAUAUGUACAUAUUUUUAUACAAAUAAAUUAUGUAUUUUA